Messenger RNA from Eucalyptus grandis, 1406 nucleotides. RefSeq lists its product as hypothetical. Gene Ontology annotation, molecular function: metalloendopeptidase activity; ATP binding; ATP-dependent peptidase activity. Gene Ontology annotation, biological process: proteolysis. The transcript is spliced from 7 exons. The coding region runs from base 161 to 1177 and encodes 338 amino acids. The record is from RefSeq and is a predicted model, not a curated record. Lineage: Eukaryota; Viridiplantae; Streptophyta; Magnoliopsida; Myrtales; Myrtaceae.
GCCACCUUAAUCCACAUUCCGGCUGUCAGUUUUGUGUGGUCGGAAAUGAACGAAACGGGAAUUUCUCCGAGCAACACCACCACCACCUAGAGCUGCGCUGAACUCAUGCAGAAUAAGCUGCUCGCAGCGCUGGCCUCUGCCGCAGCAAAUUCUUCCAAAGAUGGGGACUUUCGGCUUCUACGGGAGCUUAUCGCGCGACCCUCGAUUGAAAGUUCCGAUCUUGAGGACGAUCAUCGUCAGAGCGUCGUCGUCGCCGCCGCAAGUUGAAUUUUCAAGAAGGCAAGUUCUUGAGCGAGUGGACGAGGAGCUGGCUAAAGGGAACGAGAGGGCAGCGCUGGGUCUCGUGAAGGACUCGCAGGGGAAGCCCGGCGGUCUCCGUUGCUUCGGUUCCGCCAGGCAGGUACCACAGCGGCUUUACACUUUAGAUGAACUGAAGUUGAAUGGAAUCGAGGCAGCAUUGCUCCUGUCUCCAGUAGAUGCAACUCUUGGUGCUAUAGAGAGAAACCUGCAGCUUGCUGCUGUCGCUGGAGGUCUCUCCGCUUGGAACUUGUUGGGUCUCAGUCCCCAGCAAAUCUUCUAUAUUUCUUUGGGCUUUUUGUUUCUGUGGACUUUUGACUCGGUAUCUGUCAAUGGAGGAGUUGGCAGCUUGGUUCUUGAUACAAUUGGCCAUACUUUUAGUCAGAAGUAUCACAAUAGGGUUCUUCAACAUGAGGCUGGACAUUUCUUGAUUGCUUACCUCAUCGGAAUCCUUCCUAGGGGAUAUACAAUCUCCAGUUUGGAUGCUUUAAAGAAGGAAGGCUCUCUCAAUGUCCAAGCGGGGACUUCUUUCGUGGAUUUUGAGUUUCUUGAAGAAGUAAAUGCAGGAAAAGUAUCGGCAACGACACUCAACAAAUUCUCCUGCAUAGCACUUGCCGGCGUGGCGACUGAAUAUCUUCUCUUUGGAUGCGCCGAGGGAGGUCUCGCAGACAUAAACCAGUUGGAUUCAUUGCUCAAGGGCUUGGGAUUCACCCAGAAGAAGGCGGAUUCUCAAGUCAGAUGGGCGGUGCUGAAUUCGGUCCUGCUACUGCGCCGCCACGAAGCUGCACGGGGGAAGUUAGCAGAGGCAAUGUCUGAGGGGAAGUCCGUCGGAUAUUGCAUCGACGUCAUGGAAGGCGCCAUUGGCAAUGCCGACAUCUAGACUUGAUUGCGAAUCAUCAUCCAUUCUUCUUAGGUUGGCAACACAGUUACUGAGAUUUUAAGUCCUGUCAUGUACAUAUCAGAAUCAUGAUAAUCCUGAGUGACUUCAUUGCAAUCAACUUGUAUGAAUUUUAAAUCCUUAAUUCGAUACUUGUAAUAUAGUCAGAUUAAACAUGUGGUUGCUUCAAGUUCUAGAGCAGUUCUUUGGAAUUUUAUUUCCGUUGUGGAUA